AUGACCUCCAUUGAGUUUCGACCUGUUUGUAGCUAUGCCUCACCACUUUCUUCGCAGCGGACAAGGCGCUCAGUGCAUGGAGUCUCUGCGAGCUGCUGCAUGGUGCUGCCACAAAGGGGGCUGCUCUUUGCGGGGCUCAGUGACGGCAAAAUCCUGGUCUGGGAAUCCAUCGAUCGAAAUGGUGGGGAUCGCAGGGCCAAAGAGAGUAAACCUCGCGUCCUGGAGGGCCACAAAGGAGAUGUGCGAUCGAUGAUCUUUGUUGAGAGCCUUUGCCAGGGUGUGAUGAUCACGGGGGCCUCUGACCGAUGUAUCAAGAUGUGGGACUUGUCGGAUCCGCGGAUCAACAUCCCCUGCGUACACAGUUUGUACGGCCACGGGGGGACGGUGAUCGCGUUGGACUAUGGCUUGGACCUUCUGCUCAGUUCCUCCACCGAUGGUUUUCUCUUCGUGUGGCGCGAUUCGAGUCCGGCUCGGCUGCUGCGCUUCCCAUCCUACGCGGUGCGACAACGCCUUGAAACCGGGGGCAGCAGCAAGAGCAAGGAGACCUGGUUCUUGUCUAUUUCGACGCGGGAGGGAGAGACGCCUUUGGCCUUUGCAGGAGAUUCGGAAGGCUAUGUACAUAUUUUCAAGCGAUGCGACCUAUCACAGGUGAAUGCCUUUGACAAACUUUUUGAACUUCUUUGGAAGGUGAAAGCUCAUGAGCUGGGUGUCUCAAAGAUUGUGGCCGUGCCUAUGGAGUCGUUUCUAUUCACCUUGUCCUAUGACCAGAAGUUGAAGGCCAUGGACAGUGUCUCGGGACAGACCGUCUUUCAGGAAACCAACCAGUGCAACACGGUCUUCAACAGCAUCGCUUGGGAUUCCACAUCGCAAGAUGUAAUCGUUGCUGACAACAAAGGCAACUUGGGCUUCUACAAUCUCAUCCAGGAAACCUGGAUCACUUGGAAAAACGUUUCGGACGAAUCCAUCCUGGAGGUCCAUCUCUUACCUUCCAAGACCCGCCUGCUGCUGCUGAUGCCUCACUCGUUGCAGGUUCUAGAGAUCCUGCGGGGCGUGAAGUUCAAAGAGCUCAAGGAGCAUUCGGGUCCAGUGGUGUCCAUUUCAUCGCGAUCCAUGAAUGAGGGAGGCGUCUUGUACACUGCCGCGAUGGACAAUACCAUUCGGAUGUGGGACGCAGAAACCUUGGAAUGCAUCAAGUGCAUCAAGGAAAAGAAGGAGGAGAUCACUGCCAUGAUCUAUUUGCCGCGUGCCAACGUCAUUAUCACAGGACAUGAGAAUUCGGACCUGAAAAUGUGGUCCUUGGACUGUGAGCAGGCGUAUUUGAGAACCGUGACGGGCCAAUCGGUACAUGAGAACACCAUCAGCGCCCUCAUUGUGGUGCACGUGCACGGCGAUUCCUCAGUUCAACCUGAGAACACUCCCACAGGAUUUGAACUGGUGGUUGCUGGCUCCUACGAUCGGCUCAUGUCCUUCUGGCGUGUCACCUUAACCUCGGAUAGUACUGCCAUGGCCAAGUUCGAACGAGUGGUACAUGCACAUCCGGACGCCACCGAUGAGAUUUUAGCCCUGGGCAGCAGCGCCACGACUGGCGCCCUCUUCUCGGGCGGCAACGAGGGCAUCAUCCGGCAAUGGUCGUUGUGGGGCACAGUUCCGGAGGCUGAACUUCGCGGCCAUGAGGAUGCCAUCACAUGUUUUGCUGCUGAUGGACACUUCCUCUAUUCAGGCUCGGCUGAUGGCACCAUCCGAAUCUGGGAGUGCACCCGGAAGCGUCAGCUGAAAGUCCUGAACCUCCAUGAGGUGACGGUACAGGCUUUAUUGAUGCUGCCGGACUCGGGUGCGUGUAUCUCGUGCGCUGGGGGCAAAGUCGUUAUUUGGCAGUGCGACGGGGACAACGAGGUCACGGUGAUCCGAAGCUACGAACAGCCCGAGGACUUCCGAGCACUUCAUGUGCGUCAGCAAGAUCUCUUGGCGGGUUGCGAGUCCGGGAAGAUUGUGUCGUUUCCUCUGCCCGAAGAAGUGGCACCGGCAGCUGACGAGGCCAUGGAUGAGGAUAACAGUGGACAUUGA
Cladocopium goreaui is the source of this 2064-nucleotide messenger RNA. NCBI's taxonomy places the organism in Eukaryota, Dinophyceae, Suessiales, Symbiodiniaceae. The record is from the annotation of a GenBank genome assembly.